AAUCAGCGGAGGCGUCGUGUGGAAUGCGUGACCAUUGAGUGAUCAUGCGUGCGGAUGCACGUUGAAGGGCGUGUUCCGGUGUCACCUCACCGCUGUCUGGAGCUGGUCGAUUCACGUUUGACGUAACGAGGUGUGGACGGUCACGUGGUCCAGCCGCUGCCGCGCGCCAGCUACCGUCAGUCCGCUCCGAGUGUCGCCUCCCAGCAGAAUGGACUUCAACGUGAAGAAGUUCGCCUCCGGGGCCGGGCUGUUCUUCACGCGGGCCGUGCAGUUCACAGAGGAGAAGCUGGGCCAGGCGGAGAAGACCGAGCUGGACGCGCACUUUGAGAACCUGCUGAGCCGCGCAGACUGCACCAAGCUGUGGACCGAGAAGAUCUACAGGCAGACGGAGGCGCUGCUGCAGCCCAACCCAAUAGACCACACCGGUGCUAGAAUCGAAGAGUUUCUCUACGAGAAGUUGGACAGGAAGGCCCCGUCCAGAGUUACCAAUGGAGAGCUGCUGGGUCAAUACAUGACGGACGCAGCAAAGGAGUUUGGUCCUGGGACGCCAUAUGGGGGAACUUUGAUCGAGGUGGGCGAAUGUGAGCGGAGACUAGGAGCAGCAGAGAGGGAGUUCCUCCAGACGUCCGCUAUCAGCUUUCUCACCCCACUCAGGAACUUCCUUGAAGGAGACUGGAGGACCAUUUCAAAAGAAAGACGUCUUCUGGAGAACCUCCGCUUGGACCUGGACGCCUGUAAAACCCGUCUGAAGAAGGCCAAGGUGGCCGAGGCCAAGGCCGCGUGCGAUGGCGAAAUGGCACCAGACUUUCAGGAGACCAGACCCCGCAACUACGUGCUGUCUGCCAGUGCCUCAGCGCUCUGGAGUGAGGAAGUGGAAAAAGCUGAACAUGAGCUCCGAGUGGCCCAAACAGAGUUUGACCGCCAAGCAGAGGUUACCCGGCUGCUUCUGGAGGGCAUCAGUAGUACACAUGUGAACCACCUGCGCUGCCUGCAUGAGUUUGUGGAGGCCCAAGCAGCGUAUUACAAGCAGUGUCAUUUCCACAUGCAGGAACUCCAGAAAGAGCUUGGAAGGCUUCCCGACGCAUUUGCCCUGAACUCCACCAACUCCGCGGCCUCCGCCUGCAGCGCAUCGGAAGGCCCUGUGGAGACGGACACACUGAAGAUCGAGGAAGUUCAGGCCCCAGCUACGGGAUCCCGCAAGGCCAAAGUCCUCUACGACUACGAUGCCGCGGACUCCAGCGAGCUUUCACUUUUAGCCGAUGAGCUCAUCACAGUGUACACGGUCCCAGGGAUGGACUGUGACUGGCUGAUGGGAGAGAGGGGAAACCAAAGAGGAAAAGUGCCUGUCACGUACCUGGAGCUUCUCAGCUAAAGAACACGCGCACAUGUAUGAUGACUUCUGAAGCCAGGAAGAUUUUUCAUCCGCUUCUGUCAAUUUCACAGUGUUCCACUAACCAAACCUUCCAUAGCCGUCCUCCACUGUAAGCAUUAUGAAACGUGUUAAGUGAAACACACUUCUCUUAUCACACACAAGUAUGGUCACGUGACGCUGACAGCAGUGAUAAUGGAGACAAUGUUGCAAUGCCUGCAAGAAAAUCCUUAACAUGACUUUUAGAUAUGGUUAGUGGAUUACUAUGUGUUCUUUCUUUGCUAUUUAUUACUUAUUUAUUGCUGUGCAUUCCAACGAUGUGGGGAAAUGCCUGCUUUGCAUUUCCAUCAAAUCUGAGUUGUUGAUCUGAUUUGUUAUUAAGUGUCUUUAUUGUCUCUGAGAGGUGUUCACAAGUCUUCAGCAGGCCGCCGUAUGGAUAAAGCAUGCAGUAACCACGCCUCCUUGGUUCUCCCAAUCAAAGUUGGGUGCAGUUUUGGUCGGUAUGACGGCUCUUCCACACGGAGGAAGAAGUGAAAAUGAUCCCGGGCAAACAGACUGGGUCGUUGUGACCGCGUCACGGCAAACUCGCUGUUCUGCUGACUUGUAUUAAAGAAAAUGAAAGCUGUGGCUGCUCCCUGGUUUCCCUGCAGAAGUCCUCUUCCACUGUCUUCCAAUGCUAGAUAAACACAAUUGGAUCUCUUGUGUUUUGCAACUUUCCGAUCCAUUUAAUAAGAUAAACAUUAGCUUCCCAAAGACCAUUGACCAUAAAACAACAAAUGGUGUUUUUCAUCAGUGUUCUAGAAUCGUGGGAAGCAGAGCCGCCUCAACUGCUGCUAACAUAAUGUUUUGUAGGUACAAUCCAACUCCUUCGCUUGAUUGAUAGAGGAACUCCAAAUGGGCUCUUUUGUUGUACUUGCUUUUUAGGCUUCUCAGCCUUUUUCACGGCACAGAAGAUCCAAUAUGAACACCUGUGCAGUAAAUAACCACUCCUGUCCUAACUGCCUUAAAAUGAUGAGAAUGUGCUCCUCUCAACAAAAGGUCAAAAGACCACAUAACAGCAUGCAAGACUGCAACUCCUUUUAAUGGUGUGCUUGUUCCGUAUGUGUGAUCCUGUCCUUUGAAUUGGUGAUGUUCCUGCCUGUUGCUGUUCUGUCUGUCAAUAAUUCAAAGUGUCUUCAGUCUUAGUGCUGCAUGUGCUACUCCUCGUAGCCUGUCCUGCUGGAUGAACCAGGUUCAUUAUGUAGCCAAGUCCAUUUCCACAAAAUAUUAUAUGCUCUCCCACAUUAAUUGACUUGUUUUUUCUUUUUUCUCUCCUGCCUUUUUGAGUUUUUUUGUAAAAUGAGCACACUGAAAAUGCAAAAAUGUGCUGGUGGAGUUGAAAUGAUGCUGAUGCAAGAGUUUUUGGUCCCUGUGGUCAGAGAGGGACGGGGUGAUGACGUCUAAUAUUUCUGGUCGGCGGAAGAAUGUAUUCUGUCAUGUUUCCGGUCUUGUGCUCACUUCCCAAUUAUUUUUUUUUUCAAAUGUUGUCUUGUGACUUGUUUACCUCAUCUUGUAUUAUUAUUAUUAUUAAUAUUAUAUAUUUUGUCUAUGUAUGUACUGUUCCUUAACCAUGCUGAAUGGAUGAAAUGUAUGUAAUUCAAUAAAAAGUCAGUCAUUUGAA
Gasterosteus aculeatus aculeatus (three-spined stickleback) is the source of this 3029-nucleotide messenger RNA. NCBI's taxonomy places the organism in Eukaryota, Metazoa, Chordata, Actinopteri, Perciformes, Gasterosteidae. The record is from RefSeq and is a predicted model, not a curated record.